AAAGCGGACGCGUAAGAGGAUUGCUCAUUGAGGAGCACACUUUGCUCUCGGGAGUCGCCAUACGUCAAUAAAUCCGGAAACUGAUUGAGUAAUUUGUGUUGCAGACUCCAGAAAUUAGUCUGCAUCACAUUUGCCACUCAUUUUUGCUGAAAAGAGGAAGAGGGAGAGAGAGAAAAAGUUGUAGUAUAAAACGUGAUGUUUUGUGCAGAGACUGGAGAUUGUGUGACACGGAAACACGAGCGAGUUUACAAAUUCCAUUUGCGAGUUUGUGUUCAUUGAAAGAGCCAUGGAUAAUUUUCAAUAAACUGAAAAUUCAAUUAACAACUCUGUAAUCAAGUCCCCCAAAUUAAUUUAAUUGCAUACACUUUUUAUGCACAACACGCUCAACUGUCCAUCUCACACCCGAAAGCAAGCCUAUUUGGUAAAUGAAUGAGUGUAUACAAAAAAAAUAGUGUGGAUUGCGUGAAACGCGGAAAAUAUAUCACAAUUUUGCGCCAGAGUGUGGCUCAUGUUCUUUGAAGAGUGUCCCUCGGGUGGAAUUCAUUAUAGUGCAAAAGAGUGACCGAAAAUUGCCAUCAGUGAAAAUUGUAUUGGUUUGUGCAAUACAGAUCAAUUAAUUUGUAUUCACGUGGUAAACAUUGGGCGGAACAAGUGCACCCAAUUAGGUCUACAAUUUUAUUAUUUGGAGAGCCUGCGAGACGCGGAAAUAUCCAGAGGCGCCAUCUCGGCAAACAUCCCAGAUUGACCCUGAGGCAGACCUAUGGAGUUGGGGUGAAUCGUGAAAAUGUCUGUGAUUUGCUGGUGAUUUUGAGUGAGUGCGAAAUAUAUAUCGAGAGUGGACACUUGAUGACUGCCGAGAAAUGUGUCUUGAUUUCGUGCUGAGGAUCAGGCACAGAGUUGAGCUCACGGUCAUAAUCCGGGUUAUUUAUGGGUCACACUAGAGUUGGACAAUUGUGUCGAUACAAAAGUGUGUGAGGCGCCUAAUAAAUUAUACCCCAACAGAGCUCGGCAAUUGAGAGAGACACAAUCAGAGCGGUGCAUUUCGGCAGACGACAAUUCAGCGACACAAUUGCCAAAUUUAUCAUGAUGGAGUGGAUAAUCUCAGCGAGACUGUGGCCCAAGACGUUCUUCUGGUUCGCCACACUCUUGCUCCUUCUCCGGGACAUUAGCAGAGCUGUCUGCCUCAAGAACGUGAAGAUCACCGUUCCCGAAGCCGUUGCAGUGGGUGACACCGUGACCUUGUCGUGCCACUACGACCUCGAGGCCGAUGCACUCUACUUAAUUCGAUGGUAUCUUGACUCCGAGGAGUUCUACCGCUACGUCCCGAAAGAAGAGCCCCCGGCGCGUGUCUUCGAGAUUUCCGGCAUCUCCGUGAAUAUUAACAAGUCCAAUGCCAAUCUCGUGACACUGAGGAGCGUGACGAGGAACCAGACGGGCACGUACCAGUGCGAAGUGUCGGCAGAUGCGCCCUCCUUUCACACCGAAACUGCCCAGGCCACGAUGCUGGUGGCCGUGUUGCCGGAAGCCCAGCCCUCGAUGACGGUGAAUGGAUUGCGUGUGCUCAACAACAAGAUCCUGGUGCGGAUGGAUGAGAGCCUGAAGAUGAUUUGCACGUCCAGUCCAUCAUAUCCGCCUGUCAAUUUCACAUGGAGCAUCAAUGGCAUUCCCCAUUCGUCCACUCACACGGGCUUCCACAGCGUCAACGGUGGUCAAUCGUGGGAGACACGCGAAGCCUGGUCAGAACUAGUCAUUCACAUCAACUACAACCUCGUGUCGCCCUACACUAGACGCCUAAUCGUGCGCUGCGAAACCAACAUCUACACACUAUAUCGCGGUGCAGCUGUCGUGGAGCUGGACUUGAUGGAGGAUAAUCCGUGGUCUUUCGGCGAGAAAGUUAGUCCCACGAUGGAUCAACGGAGCGGAAGUGGCAAGGGCGGUGAUCCGGACAACUCGGCACUCACCGGAAGUGCCAUCCUCCUAGGUGGCUGUUACAAGUGUUUUAUAUUCAGGACAGUUGUUUGUUUUCUGGUGGUUGUGUUAAUGUUUUCAUAAAUCUUCACCCCCCAAAAAACCCACCAAGUCCUUCUCAUCCACAUCCUGCAGCAUUUUGGCGGAAAUUUCAUUUUUCACCAUACACAUAUACAGAAUGGAAGCUCUCCCAGAUGAGUCUUCUCGUAUAUGGCUGAGUGAAAAAAAUACCAGGGAAUAAUUUAUUUUACAUUUUAGAAAUAGAGGGCAGAAAGAGAAAAUUUUACAGGGCGCACCCACAAAAUGUCGCAUUCACGAUAUAUUAUUGAGAAAAGAUGUGAAAGAGUGUUUAAAGUGUGCGACUCACUUUACAUCCCAGAUCUGUAGGGAAACACAGAGUGCUGAAGUUGAGAAAAAAAGCUCUCAGAGAUAGGAAAAUUCGUUAUGCAAAACCUAAUGAGAUUGUAAAACAAUUAAGCCGCUUUAAGAGAGGUUAUUUAGUGAGGAAAAGAUAUUCAAUGAUAACACAGAGAAGAAAAUGUACAGUAGUGACACACAUAAGAGGCAUAAAACAAUUAACAAAACUCCGAUAUUGACAUUCCCCAUGUAAAUAGGACAGUAUACAUAAAGUAUAAGCAAAUGAUAAAAGACUUAAGUGUGUAUGUAUAGGCGAAGGGUGGAUGGAUAUUAUGAAGAAAUGUAGAGGAAAAUCGUGACACAAUAAAUUUUGAAAAAUUA
This is a messenger RNA of Phlebotomus argentipes, 2706 nucleotides long. RefSeq lists its product as uncharacterized. The transcript is spliced from 7 exons. NCBI's taxonomy places the organism in Eukaryota, Metazoa, Arthropoda, Insecta, Diptera, Psychodidae. Bases 1084 to 2052 code for a protein of 322 amino acids. The record is from RefSeq and is a predicted model, not a curated record.